AUGUUUGAGGAGGCAGUUUCGAAAAGGAGAAAAGGGGUGGAGAAAAGGUGGAAGAACGGAGGACAGUGCUAUUAUCCGAUAUAUUUAUUCGCGGCAGCUAUAGUUCUUCUUCGUCGUCAUCAUCAUUAUCAUCAUCAUUAUCAUCAUCAUCAUCAUCAUCAUCAUCAUCAUCAUCAUCAUCAUCUUUAUCGUCGUCGUCAUCGUCGAUCAGUAUCGUAAUUGUGAUCGUUUCUUUUAAUACAUCGUGUAUAGUAAGUUUACAAAAAUCUGCGAUCGUCAUCUGUUUCAUCAUCGCGUUUUUCCAUCGAUUACUUCAU
Messenger RNA from Bombus impatiens (common eastern bumble bee), 317 nucleotides. Its product is annotated as histidine-rich protein. The coding region runs from base 1 to 219 and encodes 72 amino acids. The record is from RefSeq and is a predicted model, not a curated record. NCBI's taxonomy places the organism in Eukaryota, Metazoa, Arthropoda, Insecta, Hymenoptera, Apidae. The transcript has 2 exons.